This is a messenger RNA of Columba livia (rock pigeon), 837 nucleotides long. Its product is annotated as C-type lectin Cal-like. Bases 187 to 744 code for a protein of 185 amino acids. The transcript has 6 exons. Lineage: Eukaryota; Metazoa; Chordata; Aves; Columbiformes; Columbidae. The record is from RefSeq and is a predicted model, not a curated record. Gene Ontology annotation, molecular function: signaling receptor activity.
AGAGAAGUUGUGAUAACAACCAUUCCAGGAAAGCAGAAGUGGCCGUGUGUCCCAAUGUCCUGUCCCACCCCACAGACAUAAAAGCAGCGGGUGCCUGACCUGGGGAGGUCCUGCCAGCACAGCCCUUGCCUGACAGACAGACUGACCUGGGGACACCCCUGGGACGUGGGUCACUCAUUCGGAGACAUGUCAGCCACCCUGCACCUGGGAGCCGGCUGCAGUGGGAUGACCAGGGGGUCCCUGCUGUCCCCACUCCUGCUGGGCUGCCUGCUCCUCGCUGCAGCGCUGCCAGGUGCCCUGGCUGCCCGCCCCGGCUCUGCCCCCGCACGGAAGGGGGCCGCCAGCUGCCCCCUCAACUGGCUGUACCACCGCGGCUUCUGCUACGGGUACUUCGUCCAGAGGAAGACCUGGGCCGACGCCGAGGCGGAAUGCAAGCGCUACGGCCCCAAGGGGCACCUGGCCUCCAUCCACAGCCAAGGGACCACCAGGGUCCUCGCCCAGUACGUCUCCAGCCAAAAGGACAGUCAAAACGUGUGGCUCGGGCUGCACGACGAGGAGCACAACCGCGGCUGGAAGUGGACGGACCAGUCCACCCUCGACUACACCAGCUGGGCGCGGGGACAGCCCAACAACCUGUGGAACAGGGAGGACUGCGUGGUGCUGGACAGCCUCUCGGGUUUCAAGCUCUGGCAUGACUACCCCUGCAACGACAGGUUCCCCUUCCUGUGCCAGCACGAGCUCUGAGGGGCGGCCGGACCCCCGGCACCGGGGAGGUCUCCGCGCCCCUCCCUGUGGGCCCCCCAGUCUGUCCCCAGAAAUAAACCUUGGCUUGAGCAC